AACGUCUUGCAGUAAUGCUUCAGCUUUACCGGAAGUCAUUGGUCAGACCGGAACUAAACAGCAGUGGAACAGCUCGAAGAGGAUGGCGCUUCAGAUUCUCGAAAAGUAAAAAGUGUACGUCGUAGAGGACUGGGAAAACGGAGGAGCAGAAUGUGGGGGGAGUCUCAACCUGGUACUAGUGCAGGAAGUGGUGGUCAGGGUUACUGUGGGUUCUGCAGAGUCCUCUACAGAAAUCUGGAUGAGCACCUGUCUAGUCUCAGACACCAGGACUCUGUUAGAAUUUCCUCCAGAAGCUCCUCCUCCUUUGGCAGUGUCAGCAGCAGCAGGGCGACACUGUUGGAGCGUUUCCUGCAGGACGUCCUGCUGCACCACCCACACCGCUACGGUGACCCCAGGCCGUCUCAUGCUGACCUGCCUUCAGUCUUCCUCCCUCUGUCACCUAGACCAGAGCUCGAUGAUGUUCAUCUCUCUGAUAAUGACUGUAUAUCCCAGAGCAUAAAAGAUUGUUUAUCAUGCUCGGACUACGCCUCUUGUAAGCCACCCAAUCAACAAGAAGAGACCCACCACAGCCAAUCAGGAAGUACACACUCACAAAAGACCCCACCUCUGCAGACCAGGGCUCCACUGCGCAUUUACAGAAAAGCUCACAGAAAGACAGACAGAAGAAAAAAUAGUGAUCCUUCAGAAGUCGGCCUCCAGGACCUGACCUCACAAAGGCCCCACCCAACAGAACAGCCCCACCCGAGUCAUCAGAAAGAGGGGACAGCGGAAUUUAAUUCUGAAAUCGGGGACACGGUGGAGCAAACCAUUGAGGAGGUGAUACAGCUGGUUUGUGCUGAUGUUAUUUCCAGUCAACAGCAAAUCUGUGGGAAUUUGUCCUGCCAGCAGGAGGAGACGCAGAGUUUGCACAUCAGCGUUUGCACAUCCCAGAGCGAAGAAUGGGACACUUACAUUCAUGUGGCACAUAAUAAUGGGCAGGGCGAAAGUCAUGGAAAAGGCCUGGACCGCCUUUUGGAUCUGCAGGUUCACCUGGAGGACCAGGUCUACUCACAGCAGCUGGAUUCUGCCCUGAAAAGUCAUCACAGAGCAGAGGAUGGAGCUGGGCCAGAGAAAAUUGAUUUCCUGACCCUGCCCACUCCUGAACAUAUCCCACAAUCCUUCAGAGGAAAAAGCUGGCUGGAGAUCCAGCAAGAAGAUGAAGAGAAGGUAGAGCAGAUGGUUCAACAGUUUAGGAGAGGAGCGUUUGUCUGCUACUUUGACAGUGACAGUCUGGCCAGGUAUGGACGGAGAACCCGAAAUAAAAAGAUGUGCAAAAAGAGCAAAGAGGAAGAAGCAGCGGCUGACCUGCUGUUAUUGGACUGUAAUGAGUCCGAGUACGAGCAGAGGAGGAGCAGGAGGCGGAGCGUCAGGGUGGCAUCCAGGUGUCAGGUGGUUAAAGUCAGCCGCAGCACGCAGACCCUGCAGUUUUUUCUACCUGCUGUUCAUCAGGCUGCUCCAAAGACUCCACCGACGACUGUCCCCGCUGCAACCAUCCAGAACACAGUUGAAAGGACACCUAGGUCAAAAAGGCAAGACAUCCCCUCAUUCCUCCCCAGCAUUGUGUCCCCGGUGCAGCCCCAUACGUCUGUGAUUUACCUGCUGGGCUCUCCCUCCGGCCCUGCCCCAGGGCCCUCAGUAGGCUCCACCUCCUCCAGAAGCUGCAAGCGGAAGAGGCGACCACUCCACCUGCAGGGGCCAAAGGUGAAAUACAAACCACUCCCUGUCAGCUUCUAUGACCUUAACACCGCCCGCAUUCUCAGUCAUGCACCCAAAAAGAGCUUUAUCUGGAAGCAACACCAUUCCACAGUUUCCAUCAGCCAAUCCCCAUCUUGCAUCCGUCAGCUGUUCCGAAGUCUGAGUCCAGAACUGAAUGCUGACAGAGCACAAGACGAGGGGCCUUCAGACUCUCAGAGUGUAGCCGCCAAGACAUCAUCAAACAUCAGCAAGAAACUGGUCAGAGGGCGGAGCAGAUCUGAGAAAGCAAGGGGAGGGAAAAGGGAGAGAACACACCCGCUCCUGUCCAAAAGAAGAACCAGGAGUCAGACCACGCCCCAUUUAUCCAGGAGAGAGGGGCUGAGACGCGGCACCUCUGUCUGUAAUGAGCUCGGUCAUCCUCCUCCCCGCCUGCGAAGAAGCCGCAGGGGGCAAAGCUAGCUGAGCUGAAUCAAUCGCAUUCUUUAAAUGGCAGCUAAAGACACUGUUAGACACUAAUGUUAGUUACUGGUUGGCCUUAUAGUGAUGAGUUGAAAGAUAAACGUUGAUCAUGAUGAUGAACAUGCGCUAGCUGAUGUUAAGCUAACUUUUAGCCAAAGUUAGUAUAUCUGAUCCUAAAAUUUAGCUGAGAAAUUAAAAGUUACUGUUAAGUCAACUGUUAGUUAAACUUUUAGGUGAAACUUAGUGCUAGCCAACAGAGAGAAGUAAAUGAAAGAAAAGCUAAGCUAAAGGUUUACAAACACUGGUGACUUUACUAAGAACCAACAGCAGAUGUCCAACAAACAGAGUAUGAGCCUAAACUGAG
Molecule: messenger RNA, 2557 nt
Organism: Cynoglossus semilaevis (tongue sole)
Lineage: Eukaryota; Metazoa; Chordata; Actinopteri; Pleuronectiformes; Cynoglossidae
Gene: zdbf2
Product: zinc finger, DBF-type containing 2
Exons: 8
Coding region: 151-2193 (680 amino acids)
Source: RefSeq, a predicted model, not a curated record